Molecule: messenger RNA, 16075 nt
Organism: Lymnaea stagnalis (great pond snail)
Lineage: Eukaryota; Metazoa; Mollusca; Gastropoda; Lymnaeidae
Source: the annotation of a GenBank genome assembly
UACUUCAAGGCUGGUACCGGGCUGUUCAAGUUUAUCAUCCUUGUUCUUAUCAACAUUGCCGCCCAAGUGUUCUAUGUGGGCAGUGAUUGGUGGCUGUCUCGAUGGUAAGUUUGUUAUCAAAGAUAGGUGGUGGGUGUCUAAGUGAUACAUUUCAUAAAAAUUGUUGAGGGUUAAGAUAACAAAAAUUGCUAGAGGGACAUUGAUUUUUCUAAUCAGGUGGCCUGCUUGUGUGCUAGGAGUCCAUAUUAUUCAACUGCUGAACGGCUCAAUAAAAGAAAUGUCUUAACCAUGUUCCUCUUCCCCCCCCCCCCCAACCCAGUCCCACCCAAAGAAGAAGAAAAGUAUGCUGCCUUGGAAAAACAUAGACUCUUCUUGAUCGAGCACAACAUCACAGAUAUCACCAACAGCAGCAUCUCCAGCAACAUCACCAUUCCCUACGUUGACAGCUACUUCAACAUUUAUGUCUUCACCGGCAUCAUUCUGGCGGUGUUCCUGUUUGGCCUUGCAAGAGCUCUGCUGUUUUUCAAGAUUGCUGUGGACGCCUCGCAGACACUGCACAAUAUGAUGUUCCAAAGGAUUCUGAGGUCGCCAAUCCAGUUCUUUGACAACAACCCUGUUGGUGAGAAGGCAUUUGUUUUAUAAGUCCAGCAUUGAACAGUUGGAAAAAAUGCCUCAUUACCUUGUUGGUGACAUGCUAUUUGGUUUGUUUAGUGAACACCAACAUUGAAGAGUUUAAUUAAACUUUGUUAUCCUGUUGGUGACACGCUAUUUGGUUUGUUUAGUGAACACCAACAUUGAAGAGUUUAAUUAAACUUUGUUAUCCUGUUGGUGAAAAAUUAUUUUACAUAUUUAAAAAAUAUCAGCAAAUUUUGAAAUUGAAAAAUGGUGGGUUGGGGGGGGGGGGGGGGGGGGUCAUAGUUCAAGGGUCAUCAAUUUCAUUUCUUUUGAUUUUGCCUAUUUCCUUCCUGAGGUUUCUAAAAAGUAACUGGAAUAUAUUGAGUCUUAAUGCUAGUGCUGUGUAUAAUAGAGCUAUUUUCUUAACGGAUUACAAUUUCAUUUUCUUCUUCCUUCUUCUAGGACGUAUCUUAAACAGAUUCUCAAAAGACAUAGGGCACAUGGAUGAUCUCUUACCUGUUACGUUCUUUGACUUCAUCCAGGUAAUAUUAUAUGUUUUAAUGGAUGAUCUCUUAACUGGCACAUUUGUUGACCUCAUCCAGGUAAUAUCAUAUGUUUUAAUAGAAGGUCACAUGGAUGAUCUCUUACCUGGCACAUUCGUUGACCUCAUCCAGGUGAUAUAUGUUUUAAUGGAAGGUCACAUGGAUGAUCUCACAUAAACAGGCUCUCUACUAAAGGUUUAAUGCAUGAAGUUUGUCAGUCAGCUAUGUCAGGAUCUGUGCAAAUAAAACAUUUUGGUGUCAAAGCCCAGCACCAGUUUCUUCUGCUGUAAUGUUUACAUCAACGUAUUCCUCUCUUUCCUCUGUGUGCUCUGUUACCAUUCAACGUAUUCCUCUCUUUCCUCAGUGUGCUCUGUUACCAUUCAACGUAUUCCUCUCUUUCCUCAGUGUGCUCUGUUACCAUUCAACGUAUUCCUCUCUUUCCUCAGUGUGCUCUGUUACCAUUCAACGUAUUACUCUCUUUCCUCAGUGUGCUCUGUUACCAUUCAAUGUAUUCCUCUCUCUCGUCAGUGUGCUCUGUUAAUUAUCGGGAUUGUGCUGGUGGCCGGUGUUGUCAACCCGUAUGUGUUCAUCCCCACGGUACCACUGGCCAUUCUUUUUGUCAUAGUCAGGAAGUACUACCUGCAAACAUCCAGGAGCAUCAAACGUCUGGAAGGAACAAGUAAGUAGGAUAAGCUUAACAGUACAGUGACUAUCAAUUAUGAUAAGCUUAACUGUACAGUGACUAUGAAAUAUGAUAAGCUUAACAGUACAGUGACUAUGAAAUAUGAUAAUAAUAAUAAUAAGACGUCUUACAUAGCGCGGUACCCCAAAAGAGACAUAAUUAUGACAUUAAAAUAAAAUACAUUUAUAAGCUUAACUGAACAAUGACUAUGAAAUAUACUAAGCUUAACAGUACAAUGACUAUGAAAUAUGAUAAGCUUAACAGUACAAUGACUAUGAAAUAUGAUAAGCUUAACAGUACAAAGACUAUAAAAUAUGAUCAGCUUAACUGUACAGUCACUAUGAAAUAUGAUAAGCUUAACAGUACAGUGACUAACUAUAAAAUAUGAUAAGACUGACAGCAAGGUGACUAUAAAAUAUGAUAAGACUGACAGCACAGUGAGUAUGAAAUAGGAUAAGCCUGACAGCACAGUGACUGUAAAAUAGGAUAAGCUUAAUAGUACAAAGACUAUAAAAUAUGAUCAGCUUAACUGUACAGUCACUAUGAAAUAUGAUAAGCCUGACAGCACUGUGAAUAUGAAAUAGGAUAAGCCUGACAGCACAGUGACUGUAAAAUAGGAUAAGCCUAAAAGCACAGUGACUGUAAAAUAGGAUAAGCCUGAAGGCACCGUGACUGUAAAAUAGGAUAAGCCUGACAACACUGUGACUAUGAAAUAGGAUAAGCCUGACAGCACAGUGACUAUAAAAUAAGAUAAGCCUGACAACACUGUGACUAUGAAAUAGGAUAAGCCUGACAGCACAGUGACUGUAAAAUAGGAUAAGCCUGACAGCACAGUGACUGUAAAAUAGGAUAAGCCUGACAUCACAGUGACUAUGAAAUAGGAUAAGCCUGACAGCAAUGUGACUGUAAAUUAAGAUAAGUCUGACAGCACUGUGGCUGUAAAUUAAGAUAAGUCUGACAGCACUGUGGCUGUAAAAUAGGAUAAGUCUGACAGCAUAGUGACUGUAAAUUAAGAUAAGCCUGACAGAACAGUGACUAUAAAAUAGGAUAAGCCUGACAGCACAUUGACCAUAAAAUAGGAUAAGCCUGACAGCACAGUGACUAUAAAAUAGGAUAAGCCUGACAGCACAGUGACUAUAAAAUUAUAGUAGCUUGAGAAAUAUGUGUGAAACAAGUUCACGAGGCACAUCAUGUUGCUACACUUAAAUAAAGACAAACCAGAACUAUAAAAAAAAUUCAAAUAGAAGGCUUCAUCUGUGGACUAACAACACAAAAAAGACAUUUAUUUGAGAAAUAUUGGAGAAAAAUAAUUUAUUUCUGUGGCAACAGACACUGAAAGCAAGAGCUCCUUGUUCCAGUUGGCACAGUGCUGAGGUCAUUCUAAUUUUUUAGGGACUUUUUUUUUAGCUAACAAUUUUGGGACACGGUUCUCUGGCAAAUGAGCGUUGAGGAUAUUUGUUGAUGUUUCUAUUAGGGGUCAUGCAAUUGAUGUAUGUAAGACUUAUCCAAAGGCUGUGUGUGUAAUGAAGCAUAGCAUUUAAAGUAAACUCUGAUGUUAGGUAAAGAUGUGGCAUCACACUCUCCACACCACCCUGGAUUCACCAAUGUCUUCACCAGUUUCCAAAGUGACCUGCGGUUAGCUUAUGAUGCUAGCAUAGAUGAACAUUUCUAUUUCAGCCCGCAGUCCUGUGUUCUCAUACCUCAGUGCCACACUGCAAGGGCUGCACACGAUUCGUUCUAUGAGCAUGGAGGAGAAGUUCAUGGAGGAAUUUGAUGCCUACCAGGACAAACAUUCCGAGGCCUGGUUCCUGUUUUUGGCCACGAGCCGUUGGCUUGCUGUCCGCCUUGAUUGGUUGUGUGCAAUGUUUGUGACAGCUGUCACGGUUUGUUCAGUCCUGGCAGCAGAAAGUAAGAAAAUUUCCAUUUGUGUGCACAUUUUUUGCUAAAUUACUUUCUUGAAAUUAUCUUAGUUAAUUAAUUUAAUUAAUUCUAUGAAGGUUUUAUACCGUUUUAUUGUCCAACAUUCAAGUCACAAUCUAUUUUUAGUGUUAACAAACCCACUACCGCCCUGUUAUGAGGCACAUUGGGUUUAAACCCCCCCCCCCCUUUCCCAAAAUGAGAAGUCACUCCCACAUCUUAAAGAAGCAGAUUUACAUGUGUGCUAUUUUUGUCUCCCCUCACAGCAAUGAAUGCUGGUCUAGUUGGUUUGUCUAUAACCUACACAAUGACUCUCAUGGGCAUGUUCCAGUGGGGUGUUAGACAGAGUGCAGAGGUGGAGAACCAGGUGAGCUUUUUAAGAGUUGUAUUUAAUUUUUUCCAGAAGUGUUCUUUUGAAUAUUUAAAAAUAUAAAAAUUUGUUUACAGGCAAAGUUUUCAGAAAUGCAAAUUACCCAAUGAGACUCAUAGAGAUAUUACAUGGUCAAUUUUUACAUUUGUUAUAAAAAAAUCAGCAAAAAAGUAAUUAUGUAUCCGCUUUUAGAGAGCAAGAUAGCACUGACAAAUAGGUUUGGUGAUCCCUACAGAAGACUACUGUCCCUUACAAAUAGGUUUGGUGAUCCCUAUAGACUAAUAGGUUUGGUGAUCUCUACAAACUACUGGUCCCAAUCAUUUUUGUGGUCCUAAGAAGGUUGACUUCUGGUCUUAUUUGAUAGUUUGUGGUCCUACUGAUAUUUGAAUACUUGAGAGUGAUAAUACCCUUACAUAAGAGUGAUAAAAUUCAUAUAAGUGAUAAAAUUCACAUAUAAGAAUGAUAACACCCACAUAUAAGUGUGAUGACACUCACAUAUGAGUGAUAACACAUACAUAUAAGAGUGAUAAAAUUCUCAUAAAUAUAUAAGUGAUAAUGUUCACUUAUGCAGUGAUAACACCCACAUAUACAAGUGAUUGCCCCCACAUAUUGACAUGUUCUUCGUGUCAGUCCAUUAAACUUGUCUUCAAGCAAACUUGUUUUUAUUCCCAGAUGAUUUCAGUGGAGAGAGUUCUGGAGUACUCCAGGCUACCACAGGAGUCUAACCUGGAAUCAGAACCUGACAAGAAACCACCGCCCACCUGGCCCCCCAACGGUAGAAUCACAGGCACAGGCGUGAGCCUCCAGUACUCAUCCAGUGGACCGUAUGUUCUCAAGGACCUGACCUUCACCAUCAACGGAAGAGAGAAGGUAGUGUAGAUGGAAUAGAUUUCUCAUACCUGAUUUCUCUGGAGAAGAAUUUUUCAAACUGUAAAUCUCUGGCUCUAUUUGGAAGUAGGAUGUAGCGUUCAAAGCAAUCAUGAGAUAUUAAAUGAUUGUUAAAAUAGUAUCUGUAUUUAAAAAUUUGAAAAACAUAGUUUUUUUAUUUUUAAACAUAUCAUCUCUAUUCCAUAAUAACUUUGUUUUUAAAAUCUUGCAACUUUAUUAAAAAUUUAAAGGUCAACUUUAUGAUUCUUUUGAAAUGUCUAUUUUGUGAUACUAAUGGACGGCAUAUCUUUUUUAUGAAACUAAUGACGUAACUAUUCUAUCAGAUUGGUAUUGUGGGUAGGACAGGGGCUGGAAAGAGUUCCCUCAUAACAACAUUGUUCAGGAUGGUGGAGCCAGAGGGUGCAUUGGAUAUUGAUGGCAUCAACAUACUAGACAUUGGUCUUCAUGAUUUGAGAUCCACUAUUGCAAUCAUUCCUCAGGUAGAAAAAAUGUUCAUUCAACAAUCUCUGUAUUACAAUUGUGGAUAUUUUAUUAUCAAAUUAUAGAAAUGUCUUCAUGUGUGUGCAAUAAGUCAUUUAACCCUAUCAUUCCCAGGAUCCUGUACUGUUGAUUAAAUGUGUUGUUAUUUAAACCUAUCAUAAUAAUAAUAAGGGGUCUUAUAUAGCGCGGUACCCCAGUCUAGGGCUGGGCUCACCGCGGUGCACAUACAAAUUUUAUCAACAGAGACAUAAUCAUGACAUUAUAAUAAAAUACAUUUAUGAAAUAAAGAACAGCAAUGUAUAUUCACCCACCCCACCACAUAACUUUUACAAGGCAAACCAUGGACGGCAGCCAGCAAGAUCGUUUAUCGGUCAGUGGAGGGGAAUCACUCGGGGUAGUAUAAUUUAAAAAGAUGUGUUUUGAGUGCAGUUUUGAAGGCCUGGGUAGUUGGUAUAUUGCGUAUUUGUAGUGGCAAAGAAUUCCAUUGUUUGGGGGUGCAGAAAGAGAAAGAUCGUUCACCAUAUGUUUUAGUGUGUGUCUUGGGAACAGACAGAAUACGCGUGUCUGCAGAGGAGCGAAGCUGUCGAAGGGGUGAAUAGACAGAAAGAAGUUCGGUUAGAUAGGAAGGGCAGGAAUCCAAAAAAAAGUUGUGACAGAGAACAGACAACUUGUAGUCGAUGCGUGCCUGUAUAGGUAGCCAAUGUAGUGAGUGGAGUAGUGGAGUGAUGUGAUCACGUUUUUUUGCCUUUAAAACUAGCCUAGCAGCUGAGUUUUGAACUUUCUGCAGUUUUUCUAUGCAGUGUUUUGGUGAACCUGACAGAAGCGAGUUGCAAUAGUCAAGACGAGAGAGAACAAGAGCACAGACUAGAGUUUUUGUUGCGCUAACUGUGAGGUAGUGGCGGAUGUAGCUGAUCUGACGGAUAGUGGUGUAUGCCGAACGACAAAUGUGAGAUAUGUGUUUAUCGAGAGACAUGUUGUUAGAAAGAAUAUAACCAAGAUUCCUAGCAGAGGGUGUAAACUGUACCUCCUUGAAAUGAGGUGGGAAGGGUUGAGGUAGAGGAUGAUUUGUGAUUGUAAAUGAGGAGUGCUUCUGUUUUGUCAUCAUUAAGCUUCAACUUGCUGAGUGUCAUCCAUGACUUGACAUCAUCAAUGCACCCCCACAAAGUCUGGACAGCGGAUUCAACAAGAGAAGGAUGGGUAUGCUUGUAUAGCUGCGUGUCAUCUGCAAAUGACUGGCUCUCAACAGCAUGCCUCCCAAGCAAGAGGAGCAGUGGUCUGGUAUACAAUGUGAAUAGAAUCGGGCCUAAAACGGACCCCUGGGGUACUCCGUACACCAAAUCAGCACUGCCUGAGAGACAGCCAUCGACAGAGACCGCCUGCGUUCUAUCAGAGAGGUAGGACCUAAACCAAGCCAAAACUGAGCCAGAAAUUCCAAAGUAAUUUUCAAGGGUUUUGAAAAGGAUUACAUGGUCAACAGUGUCAAAGGCCGCACUGAGGUCUAAGAGGAUCAGGAUGGAGAUAUCACCACUGUCCAAUGCGAGCAAGAGGUCAUUGGUCACUCUCAAGAGAGCCGUCUCUGUGCUGUGGAAAUGUCUAUAGGCCGACUGAUUAGAACUGAGAAGAGAGUGGUCAAUUAAAUAAUAUCGACAGAGACCGCCUGCGUUCUAUCAGAGAGGUAGGACCUAAACCAAGCCAAAACUGAGCCAGAAAUUCCAAAGUAAUUUUCAAGGGUUUUGAAAAGGAUUACAUGGUCAACAGUGUCAAAGGCCGCACUGAGGUCUAAGAGGAUCAGGAUGGAGAUAUCACCACUGUCCAAUGCGAGCAAGAGGUCAUUGGUCACUCUCAAGAGAGCCGUCUCUGUGCUGUGGAAAUGUCUAUAGGCCGACUGAUUAGAACUGAGAAGAGAGUGGUCAAUUAAAUAAGCAAAAAGUUGUUUUAGAACUAGUUUUUCAAUAACUUUAGAUAAAAAUGAUAAGUUAGAUACAGGUCUAUACUUUUUAAAAUUAUUUUCAUCCAGACCAGGCUUCUUAAGCAAUGGUUUGAUGACAGCUGAUUUACAAAGAGGGGGAACAGUGCCAGAAGACAAGCUUUCAUUUAUUAUGUGGGUUAUCGUUGGGAGCAAAUGAUCUAAUGACUGAACCAACAGGGUGGUGGGGAUGGGAUCCAAAUAACAUGACGUAGGUUUAGAUUUUAAAAUUAUACUUUUGACCUCAAGUUCUGAAACAGGUUUAAACGUAUCGAAAUGUGAAGUAAGACAAGGAACAGGAGGCAAAUCAAUGGGUAGUGCAUCAAGACGAUCAAGCUCAGCGCGAAUGCUUGCAACUUUGCCUGUAAAGAAAUCACAGAAAAUAUCUGGUUGCUGGGGCAAAGGAAAUACUGAAGGAAGAGAAGUUCCUUUGUUACUCCCUCUAAGGUGGCUACAAACAUCAAACAACUGCCUUUUGGUUCUACCCAUAGUUAUCUUUUGGCUAAAAUACAAAGUCUUAGCACGACAAACAAUCUGAGUGACACGCUUCUCGACAGCGGAAAAGAUCUGCUUAAAAACCACAAGACCUGAUGACGUAACUAUUCUAACAUCCCCACAUUCCUGUUCUGUUGAUUACAUGUGUUGUUAUUUAACCCUAUCAUCCCCAGGAUCCUGUAUUGUUCACUGGCUCACUCAGAAAGAAUCUUGAUCCAUUCAACCAACAUAAUGAUGAACAACUUUGGAAGGCAUUGGAAGAGGUUAGUUAGUUGGGUAAAUAAAUGCAUCAUUAGCUGGGUAGACAGAUGCAUAGUUAGCGGGGUAGAUAAAUACAGGUACAUAGUUGGUUAGAUAGAUGCAUAGUUCGUUGUUUUGAUAGAUAGGUACAUAUUUAUUUGGGUAGAUAAAUUGGUACAUAGUUGGGUAGAUAGAUAGAUACAUGGCUAGUUUGUUAGAUAGAUUGGUACAUGAUUGGGUAGAUAGAUAGGUACAUAGUUAGUUGGGUAGAUAGAUUGGUACAAGGUUGGGUAGAUAAAUACAGGUACCUAGUUGGUUAGCUAGAUGCAUAGUUGGUUAGAUUGGUACCUAGUACAUAGUUGUGUAGAUAGAUAGGUACCUAGUUGGGUAGAUAGAUAGAUACAUAGUUUGUUAGUUACAUAAUUAAUUAGAUAGAGAGAUUGAAAUUGUGUUUAUUGGUUGUUUUGUUAGAUUGAUAAUUUUUUUGGUAUGAUUGAAGUAUUAGCCCAGCUUGUCAACCUCAACUCAGGUGAAAGAACUUCAAUCUGACUGUACCCAAGGGGAGCCAAUUUUACCACAAGUGGUGCAAACUUCUACUGCAAAUGGUGCUUUUACCAAUUUGGAACAUCACUGAUGUAAAUCUGUUACAUGUUUGCUUUUUUUUAUUUUUGUAUUGUCCUCUGCAUCAUUAACUACUUUUGCUUAUCACAAAUUAUGUAUUUAUUUUUGUUCUACAGGUCAAGUUAAAAGAUCAAAUUAAAGAUCUGCCUGAGGGUCUCGGAGCUGAGGUUUCUGAGGGUGGGAUCAACUUUAGUGUGGGCCAGCGUCAGCUCAUCUGCUUGGCCAGAGCAGUGCUCAGAAAUAACAGGAUUCUCCUGAUAGAUGAAGCCACUGCAAACGUUGACCCCAUGUAAGUUGUGCCUACUGAGGCCGUGGAGCUGGUCAUCUAUUUUUUAAGUCGUAUAUUUAAAUUUACUCUGACUUUCUGUAAAUAUUACACUGAUAAAGAAGUUGAAAGUUUAUUUCUGUUGUACAGUUGAUAUAAACUUAUGUCCAGAUUGUGUCCCACCAAUUGUUGUGUGCUUUCAUUGAAUACAAAUGAUUUUAAAUUUAUUUUAAAAAUAAAUAUCCACAUGAAACAUAGCUUUUAGCAGAUUUUGCCAGUCACAAACGUAGGCGAAGUUAUUUUAAAGGAUUUAAAAAGGGAAUAAGAAAGUUCAAGUGAAACACUAUGAAACUUGAAAAUAAAACUACAGCUCAAUCAUUUUGCUUGGACCUCUUCAGGUACCAAUGAUGAAUUAUUUUUUUUAAGAUUGACAUUUAUCUUUGCUAUCUAAAUAUGUGUUAAAGCAUUCGAGAUUUUAAUUGUUCCUCGGUUUAAGGAUGAAUACUUGGCUUUGUCAAUGUGGGUACUUGGCUUUGUCAAUGUGGAUACAUGGCUUUGUCAAUGUGGGUACUUGGCUUUGUCAAUGUGGAUACAUGGCUUUGUCAAUGUGGGUACUUGGCUUUGUCAAUGUGGAUACUUGGCUUUGUCAAUGUGGGUACUUGGCUUUGUCAAUGUGGAUACAUGGCUUUGUCAAUGUGGGUACUUGGCUUUGUCAAUGUGGAUACAUGGCUUUGUCAAUGUGGGUACAUGGCUCUGUCAAUGUGGGUACAUGGCUUUGUCAAUGUGGGUACUUGGCUUUGUCAGUGUGAAAUAACCAAAUAUACUCACUUAAACUUUAAACCUAAAAGUUAAAAUUAAUUUGAAUGUGGAUUUAGUUAUAUUACCAGUGUUAAAACAUUCCCUACGUUUAUUAUUAUCCUUUUAUUCUGUUUAUUAUAUUAUUAUCAUGAUGAGUACUCUGUGUCUUCCAGCACUGAUGAACUGAUCCAACAGACCAUUCGUACAAAGUUCAAAGACUGCACAGUUCUUACAAUAGCUCACAGGCUUCACACCAUCAUGGACUCUGACAGGGUCAUGGUAAGUCUUUCAGAUUCACUUGGUCCUUCUAGGUUUUAUUUCUGUUUCUCUGUCUUUUUUCUCUGCUUUUGUUUGCUCUUUGUGCUGUUAUCAUUGUCUUAUAAUAAUUGUCUCCUUUUUCUUAUUUAUUUUUUUUUACCUUUCAUUUAAUUUAUUUUUAUGGGGGGGUUUGUUUUUUUUUUUUUUUUUUUUUUUUUUUUUUUUUGUUGUGUGUGCGUGGGUGAGUGUUAUUUACACCAAAUUAUCCGAUAAGAGCGAAUUAGAAUGGACCCAGAAACACAGCGCCGCCACUCGCACCCAGGUACCAUUAGACUUAAGCUAUUCGGAUGUCAUUUGUGGUAGUUUAUUUUAGUUAAACUGAAGAAGUAAGUUGACAAACAUAUAGUCCAUCCAAUUAUCUUUCAUUUGAUACCUCAUUUUGUCUUACAAACCCAAUAAUAAUAUUUUUAAUGGUUUUUUAAUCCCAACCACUCACUUCUGGUACCCGGGUGCGAAUAGUCGCAGCCUUUAUUUUUCUGCUGCAGGCAUAAUAACUUUUUGUUUAAUUUAAAAAAAGGGAAUAAGAAAAGUUCUAGUGCAACACUAUGAGACUAGAGAGUAAAAAUACAACUCAAUCAUUUUGCUUGGACCUCUUCAGGUACUGGACAAUGGACACAUAGUGGAGUUUGACCAGCCCUACACACUACUGAUGCAGGGUCAAGGCUUCUUCUAUGACAUGGUACAACAGACGGGUAAAGCUGAGUUUGACCACCUGAUGGAUGUGGCCAAGGAGGCAGCCAAGAGGAGGUAAGCUGCAGCACAAAGCAUUUCAGAGUUGUUGUACUUGGUAGCCCAGCACCUCAUGAUUUUAUUUUGCUUGUUAUUCUUUUGGGUAACUUUUGUCCUGAUGGCCGAGGCUGACCCCCCCCCCCUCACCCCCCAGCAGAGUCCCUGCUGCCAUCAGUUUGAUUAGAUUGUUACUAUUUUUUAUCUCUGGCAGUGCAGCAGAAAGAAAUUCCCAGACCACAGUAAUGUUUCCCCAGGUAUUAAACAUCAAGAACCUUGCCCCAGGUAUUUAAUCACAGGAACCUUGCCCCAGGUAUUUAAUCACAGGAACAUUGCCCCAGGUAUUUAAUCACAGGAACAUUGCCCCAGGGAUUUAAUCACAGGAACCUUGCCCCAGGUAUUUAAUCACAGGAACAUUGCCCCAGGUAUUUAAUCACAGGAACAUUGCCCCAGGUAUUUAUCAUAGAAUUUUGUCCCAGGUGUUCAACUUCAAGAGUCUUGUUCUAGGUAUUUAAUCACAGGAACCUUGUCCCAGGUAAUUAACCUCAAGAGCCUUGCCCUAAGUCUUUAACCUCAAGAGCCUUGCCCUAAGUCUUUAACCUCAAGAGCCUUGCCCUAAGUCUUUAACCUCAAGAGCCUUGCCCUAAGUCUUUAACCUCAAGAGCAUUGCCAUAAGUCUUUAACCUCAAGAGCCUUGCCCUAAGUCUUUAACCUCAAGAGCCUUGCCCUAAGUCUUUAACCUCAAGAGCCUUGCCCUAAGUCUUUAACAUCAAGAGCCUUGCCCUAAGUCUUUAACCUCAAGAGCCUUGCCCUAAGUCUUUAACCUCAAGAGCCUUGCCCUAAGUCUUUAACCUCAAGAGCCUUGCCCUAAGUCUUUAACCUCAAAAACAUUAAACAAAGUUUUUAAUAUAGUAGUAUUAAAAUGAAGACUAACUAUGUGACCAUUCCAACAUUGUGACUCACUAUGUGACCAUUCCAACAUUGUGACUCACUAUGUGACCAUUCCAACAUUGUGACUCACUAUGUGACCUUUCCAACAUUGUGAUCACUAUGUGACUAUUCCAACAUUGUGACUCACUAUGUGACCAUUCCAACAUUGUGACUCACCAUGUGACCAUUCCAACAUUGUGACUCGCUAUGUGACCAUUCCAACAUUGUGUGUGACUCACUAUGUGACCAUUCCAACAUUGUCUUCCCCAGUGUCCACCCACCCAAUGUGGCCAAUGGAAUACAAUUGAAACUCCCGGUAAAGGCUGAGCAUGCAUUGGACAGCACCCUGCAGGAUGUGUCAUCAAGUCUGAAUGGCAGUGAUGAGGCAGCUUUUGACGUGGCUGAGAUUCCAUACGACGUCACUGACAUUGAAGAAAGUUUAAGAAUGAUUGGCGAUGGUGUUAAUGAAGAAGAGAUGAAGGAGCCUGAAAAAGAGCCAUCUUCAGACGAGACCUUGAAAGGAGAUGAUAGCUCUACAGUUUUGCUACCUAAAACUACGGGCUCGUCCAACGACACUGAGAGAACGGCUCUCCUCCCAGAACCGGACAAUGGGUUAUCUAAUGAUGAUGAUGAUGCUGAUGAGAAUGAAUCUUUAAUUAAAGGUGAUGAGAGAUUGACGGAUGAGAAAUCUAUGGGAACGCUCAGGACGCACUCUGAUAACAGUAGCAGCGUAGAUGUGGACGAGGCUGAUGGUGGUGACGAAGACGAACAUGUUGUUUUAUUAAAAUCUACCAGUAGCAAGUCUCUCCCUGGUGACACUAACAGAGAAGAUGAAGACAGUAUACACGUAUGAUCUUGGGGAGCUCUUAGUUUUAAACAAAUGGCUUUCAGGGCUGAUUAUUUUUUUUGUAGCUGUCAAACUUAUAAAUCUUAAAACAUUGACAAGCAUAUGUUGUUGGCUGAUUGUUUUUACAGAACGGUUGACAGAUUGUUUUAAAAAGUUGUUCACAAAAUUGCAUUGUUUCAUGCAUUGAGUCUUGUGAUCCACCUUAACUCGGCCUAUGUAAAUAUAUGUUGGGUUUUUUGGGGGGUUGUUUCAAGUUGCAAUUGUCAUUUCUCAUGACAGGAAAUAUGAUAAAAUCGUUGAAGAAAUAAGUUUGUUCAGUUCAGUUGAGUUUUUUGGGAGCUGAUGUCUACCUGUUCCUGGAUUAUAUGUUUUAUAGCACAAAAUACUAUUUUGAUUUUUAAAGAAAUAAAUAUUAUUUAGUGUGUGUGUUAGUGUUAACCUUUUAAAAAAGAUUACAAAUCAAUAUUUGUUCCAGAAAUUCUAUUUACUACAAAGGUGUUAAUAUCCUUUUAAUCAUUGAUAAAGUCUAGUCCGGAGAGAUUAUUUAUUAUAUUGAAAAUAUAAAGAUUUCAGAUACUUGUUUUUAUGUUUAGAAGCCAUAUACCACUAAAAAGAAAUUCUGAAAGUUUUUGAGAGUGAAUACCUUUAUUUGUUUGUUCAACAGACUGACACAAGCAGUGUAUAUUUAAAAUUGUUCAUGAAAGUUGAUAGUGGCAUAGAAUUAUUUUUAGAUUGGUAACACAUAUUUGCCUAUGACUUUGCAGAUUAUUCAAUGAAUUUAAUAUUCUUGGCUUUAACUUUAACAGGGUAAACAGUGUCAUUGCUAACAUCUGUUGGCAGGAGUCUCAAAUAAGGGGAAUUGUCUCCCUUGCAGCAUCAAAAAUUGUCUUCAUGCACUGCAGGGAGAAGUCUCUUUGUAGUUCUGCCAUAAAGUGUUUGGCCAUGUCUCUCUCUAACAUUGACAUCACCGCCUCAAUGAGUGCUGACAAGUGUCAGAAGCAGAGUGUAUUUAGUGUCUUGUUUAUGGCAUGGAUAGAAAUUUAAAUUUUGUUCAUAUACUUAAAACUUCAUCUGGACUCGAUUUUUAUUUCAAAUAUUUCUUGAGGGUCACCAUUAUUUCAAAGGAGUACAUUGAGUUUCAAAAAGGAAAUUGUGAAUGUUUUCCAGUGUGACAUGCCAGGUUACAGAUUCAGUGACACAAAAUCUUAAGCCUUAUAUUAAGCCAAAGUAGUAAAACGUUCUCUCAACAUCAGUUUCAAUGUUGGGAGGGAAAAAAACUUAUUGUGUGACAUUCUUCAGUUUUAUUCAUCCACAUAAAAAAACAAAAACAAUCCUAGCUGAAUAUCACAUUGAAAGUAAGAGUCUGUUCAGGGGUCGAAGGUCAGUACUUAUAUAAAAUUCUAAACUCCCUGCUUCUUAAUUAUUAAAUUGAAACUGACCAACACAUGAAUCCACUGUUUGUUAAUCUGCUUACCAAUGACAAUCGGUGCGUUUGUGUGUAAUUUAUUUAAAUUUUGUUUGAUUUAACUCUCACCUUUAUCUUUAAUGACCUGUUGGCCAUGUGCUAUUUUAAGAGUUUAAUUUUCUUGAGUUCUAGUUGGCCCAAACAUGUGCUGACUAAAUGACAUUCCAUAGACAAAAUGUCUUGACUCUCGUGUUGUACCGGGUACUUGUUACUGGGAUUGUGCAUACAUUUUCUGUUCUUAACAGCCCCUUACUUUCACUAAUUUUUUGCAGGAUAUUUGUUCUAUGUUUUAUAAACCUUGCCUGAUGGUAGUGGUGGCACAUUUUUUAGGAAAAAAACAAAAAAAUAUUUGUAAGAAAACUUAACCAAAUUUCUAAUUUCUUAAUUCAAACAUUUUUCAGAAGAAACUUUGGGCCCACAUUGACACAUCAUUCCAUCUGUGACCCUAUGUCAUCAUAAGCAAAGUCAUUUCCUUCAGUUGGAGUCACAUGGAUGACAGUGUGGCCCAGGGUGUGAAAGGUCUCACCUGUACUUUGUACCAGUACCUUACUUAUUUAUCUGGUACACAGAUUAAGUUAAAAAUUUAAAUUUUUUUUUAGUCUGCUUACUUGUAGCUAAGAGGACAAAAAAACUUUUCAAUAGUUCCUACAUUGUCAUGUAAAAGAUGGGAAGGUCAACGUUCACAAUUUAAAAUUUUUAUUAAUAUUCAUUUUGUUGCCAUUGCCUUAGGUGGGGGUGUUAAGAGAUUGUUGGUGUUUACUGUUGAAAAGCUCUUAACAUACCUUUAAUUUGUAUAACUAAAAAAAAACUAUGUACCUUAUAAAUAUAAUUGUUUCAGGUGGAAUCUUCUGUCUAGAGUAAACUUUUGACUUAAAGGUUUUUCAUUCACCAAUUCAUUUUGUUUGUGUGGGUUGGAAUAUCCAUAAAUCACUUGUAAUAAUUCUCUUAGUUUGAGUUUAAAGUGCAAGUUCAGCACUGGUAUACCUGCUAGACAUUGAAAGGUUCUAGAAUAUGUAGGUGACCAAUGUGGAAAAUUAAAUCAUCAGAAUGACACCGGGGUUGGUGAAAGAAUUUGCAUACUUAACAAACAUCGUUGUUUAUACCGAGCAGUCCUACAGUUGGUUGUAGCCAGCAAUGUUUAAUAGUGCUGUUGUUUGAAAUGGACUUGGUUGGUUUUUUUUAAUGACUCUAGGUUUGAUGACCAAUUGACAUAUACCAAUGCUAGCUAGGUCUAGAGGAGUGGGCAGAAAAAAAUGUUUAAAAAACAAAAAUAUGAAAGCAUUAUUCUUGAAAUGUGUCCAGUUAUGUUCAAAUGUAAAGAUAAAAAUAUUUUUCUAUUACUUACAUUUACAUCAAAGCACUUGACUAUUGAUUAUAAACUAUAUACAUGUUUACAAUUGUAAGUGUCUUUGAAAAUUUUCCAGAGUUUGCUUAUCAAUAUCAAGAGUUGAUGUAGCUCUGAUAUAUACUGUUACCCUGUGAUAUCAAUCCACCCGGUACCAUGUACAUGUUAGUCUCUCAUACCAUUGUUUUCAUGAAGCAAUGGUAGUUUUCAGGGGUGGCAUCUCGCCACAGGUUUUAAAAAAUCAUUUUAUUUUAACUGGAUUUACCAUUGCUACAUGUCAUGUUUAUCUGUUCUCUUGUUACUCAUUAUACUAUACUAUGACAUGCUGUGUAUGAAUGGCCGGUGUAUUUUCUCUUACUACACUUACUUUAUACACUGAAAUUUUGAAUUUCACAUAGGUAAAAUGAAUACAGUCAGUAUGUAAGAUGUUACUUUUAAAGUAAUUCCAAGUGCUGAUCAGUGAAUGGUGUCUGUAAUUGAUACAUUAUCUGUGUGGAUCAGACACAAGAUUAAAGAAUAUUGAAAUUAUCAAAGGAGGUGUUUGAAAUAAACAAGAUUAUGUGAG